Molecule: messenger RNA, 948 nt
Organism: Pocillopora verrucosa
Lineage: Eukaryota; Metazoa; Cnidaria; Anthozoa; Scleractinia; Pocilloporidae
Product: melanocyte-stimulating hormone receptor-like
Biological process (GO): G protein-coupled receptor signaling pathway
Cellular component (GO): membrane
Molecular function (GO): G protein-coupled receptor activity
Source: RefSeq, a predicted model, not a curated record
AUGAUGUCGACCACAAAUUUAACAGUAUUUGAAAGGCAAACAAAAACAUUUGAAGACCUAAUUUGCUCGCCAUCAUUGGCAGGUGGAUUGCAACAACAAUCAAUUUAUUUCACGGCAGUUCACAUACUCCUCUCGCUCGUGGCACUUUUUGGGAACUUUCUCAUCCUUGUUGCCCUUCACAAAGUAUCUUCCCUUCAUCCGCCGUCCAAAGUCUUGUAUCGUUGUUUGGCAGCAACUGAUCUGUUAGUCAGUAUUGUCAGCCAGCCUUUCACUGCCAGUUAUUGGAUGUCCUUAGUUCACGAAGAGUGGUAUAUUUGUCGAUUCGCAUACGAGGCAACUUACAUAACAACCUAUGCAUUAUGUUUAGUGUCUUUGUUGACAACGGCGGCCAUAAGCGUGGACAGACUUCUCGCCCUGUUGUCGGGGCUAAGAUACAGACAAAUUGUAACUUUAAAGCGCACCUACUGCAUGGUAGCAAUCUUUUGGGUACUGUUUGUCGUCGCUUGUUUAUGCUAUAUUUUUGACUACCGAAUCGAUAUGUGGUACAGCCGUAUAAUUAUACCAUCUUGCCUAAUAAUCUCAGUGGCCUCGUACACAAAGAUAUUCUGCGUUCUCAGUCAUCACCAGGCUCAAGUACAAGGUUUUAUACAACAACAGCACAAUCAACCAAAUGCACUAAACAUGGCGCGAUACAAAAGGGCAGUGUAUAGUGCACUAUGGGUGCAGUUAGCAUUAGUGAGUUGUUACGUGCCAAUAGGUGUAUCGGGAAUUGGGAUUGCAUCUAGUAAUACAUACUCAUCGAAUUUAAUCGUCACCUGGGGAGUGGCACUUGUUUUAGUUUAUUUUAACUCGGCUUUAAACCCCGUCCUUUACUGCUGGAGAAUCAGUGAGAUGAGACAAGCAGUGAAGCAGACAAUUAGCCAAGCAUUGUGCUGCCCAUUGAAUUAA